AUGGAUACCCCGACGAAAUGGAUAACUUCGAUGAUUGAUCGCCUCUUGAGCUCCUAUCUGAAUAAAUCGUCGAUCAAAAUCCCUUUUGAGAACGAUCAGAGCAACCUCCGCUUCCGCACCGAUGUCGUUAAGAGCGUUCUGGUGAACAGUUGUACGGAAGACCGCCACUUUAACAAACUCAAUGUAACCGACUCGGAUGCCCAAAUCGAAGCGAUCUUUUCCAGAGAGGCGCUGGAGGACUAUCAGAAGAGAUACCCACAGCAUCCGUUCAGCAAAGAGGAGGUACGGGGAUACCGUGUUCAGCUGGAGGACUUUGAGCUGGUCUUAGAGUAUACCACGGCAACCCCGAAGGUCCAUCUCUAUGUCCAACGUUUCAAGGUAGAAUGGGGCUCGGCCAGGGUCAAGACACCCCCAAAGGGGAAGACCCUUCGGAAACAUCCGGUUUAUAAGUUGAUGCAAGAUGCGUCCAGAGACGCCAAGCAAUCUCUGCAGCAUAUAAUGGCGCCUGCACCUCGACGUAAUGAUUCUUUCUCUUCGCAGACCCAUCAAACGUUCCAGAUGCCUGCCUCGCAGAAUGGCUUCAUGUCCCAGGUUUAUCCAGCUCCUCAGGCUCAGGCUAUGCAGCAUCCGCCUCGCCCGGACAGAGAUGCCAGGGUCUCUACUCUACUUGCAAUGCUAGAUCAGCGUGCUGGGACUAAUAUUCCAUCGGAUCAACUGGGACGCGUACCUUCCCUCCCUCCGAUUCCGAAUCACCAGCAUGGAAUUGCGGUACCUGCAGCAAUGGCAAACAUACCAUCCGCCAGGUACUAUACUGCAGAGCCUGCCAGGGUCAAUAUAGACAUCGCGCCCUUGCCCUCUACCGUGCCGAGUGCAGCCGCGCAACCCGUCCCGCGCCCAUCGAGCAAUCAGUUCCUUCGGUUGGCUUCGCAGCCUCCUCUCGCCAAGGACAGCGUAUCUCUGUCCAGAGUAUCAAGGAACUCUGCGCCACCAAAUAGUGAAUUUGAAGCGGAGCGACUGCCACAGCUAGCAGGUUUGUCUCAAAAAGGCACAGAGAAACAAACUAGUCCCCCACUGCAGAUGAUCCAACAAUCUCACAGGGCUGUAGCCAAGGAGAAGCAGCCGCUGGAGAAACUGGGACUUUGCCUUGAAGACCCCUGGAAGGACUUGACGCGGAUUGAGGAACGGGAUAUUCGUAUACCCAAGGACCAACAGAAUUUACUAGGGUUAUAUAAGCGCCGCUGGAUACCACCUCUACCCGGGGAAAGCAAACCACAAGGCCACGUACCACCUCGUCUACUUGCUCAGUGGAACACUAUUGUGACGCGAAGAAGCCGGGCCGCUAGCGAAAGGUCACUGGAAAAAGCAACACCGGAAGCGCUUCCAUUAGAACGGCCUUCACUUGGUCCUCCCAGCCCUACCCCUCGAGCCGAUUCAGACUCAGAAGGCGAACCUUUGACGUCGCAGUGGUCAGAAAGCUCCCCUGAACAGACUAUGCGUCGACGUCCGGCUCUGCCUGAAGACAGUAGCCCUAUAAGAGGGAGCCCGCGCAGGCUAGGGCGCAAUGUACCGGUGGCAGAUAGACCCAAAGUGCAAGCUGAUCGUCUGACCGAGGAGUCUAUUCCAGAAUCCGAUCAGCGUGCUCUAAGCACGAUAUCUGAGAAACCGGGGGGCAUUGCUGGCAGGGCCAAAACAGAUAUACAUCCUGCUAGGCGAAGCAUCCCAGUCCGAGCCCAAAGUCUACGAGAUGACUCGGAUGGCGACAGCGAUGACUCCAUGAUGGAUACCUCUGUGCCCUGUCCACUAGGGGUUGAAUUAUUUCAGUCGCAGUUUUUCACUCAGUCGGAGCGGGAGAUAACCAGCUCAGGUCCGUCUCUUCCUGCACCCGCUACACAGGAUCAGGUGCAGGUCGUUGAUACUCCCGAGACAAACCUUGGACGGUUCCGCCAUUCUCAGCCCGAACUGAGUAGCAAAGCCCCGGGAAUGCAGCCCUUUAGUACCCAGUCACCCAGUGUAGACAAAUCUUCGUCUCAGUCACGAAUUCUGAAUUCAGUUGGGAGUAGCACCGACAAAGGGUCUUCCUCUCAGGUCCUUUCAAAUGAUCAAUCGCGGGGCACUAACGCGGAAAUCCGGGUAGACAUUGCAGGGACACAGAUGAGCAAUCAAGACCUGUCAACGCAGGACCCAACACCCGGUUCUACCGCGGAUAUGGUUCUAGAUUCAAGUGCCCCAAGACUGCGUGAAGCGAGUGUGAUCAUGGAAGUCGCAAUGCCCUCAUCUCUACCGCUCGAGACCAGUGGUCAAAAAGGAGCCAGCUCCAAAUUCCUGGCACAGAGAUCGUCAAACAGGCAUUCCGUGGGAGUGGUCUCGAAACGGCCUGCGUCUGCUCUCGAAGACGAGGCAAGUGGCCCAUCCAAACGACCUCGAACGCAGCCGCCUGAGACAGCUCAUGAACCAGCUUCCAGCGCAUUGCAUCCACAGAGUGCCCGCAAUCCCGCUGAUAGCUGGGAAGCUCAGCAGACUUAUGGCAAGUUCUGUCGUAACUAUCCAAACUAUACUGGCGACUUUCAUCACUUCACCAAGCUUUGCUCUAAGCUUCAGGCUGUGCGAGCUAAGGGCCACCUGCAACGGUCGUUUCUAUGGGAUGACUUCAUUAUCAAGCAUCUCGAAGAGUUUCCUGGCUAUAUACAGCAAAACCAGAUGUCAGAAUCCAAGUCCAUGGAUUACGAGGACUAUUUUGCAUCUACGUUUUCCCGACCUGUUUACAAGAAGCGAAGCCUGACAGCGCAGGGUAUUGCAAUUGCAGCAGCACAGUAUGACCCAGCCAGGAAGGAGCCUGCUCCUGCACAUGCUUCGCCAAGCAGGCCAGACACUUCGUUCACCGGCAGCCUUGUGGACCGCUUCACUAAUCUGCAUGCUCACUCUUUCGAGCUAGGAAGUCAGGCCACCUUAUCCGACACUGACAUGGAUAUAUCGUCUGUAAUGUCGUCGCCCACUCCACAUCGCCAGCCCCAGUCCGUCGUCCAGGAUGGGGCUUGGAAUACGACACGCCAUACAGAGCAAAAGCUCCCCGAGGAAGAUGCGUCUUCUGACCUUGCGUCAGCAGAGCGGCUCAUAAUACCUACAAGCUCGGCUAGCGCUUAUGAGUCUGCCCUGGAAUAUGCCCCCAUACACGAAGAUAUUACUGUCUUCGAGAAGGGGGAGUCCUUGGAGUCUAGUGGCCUAGAAAGUGGGGAGAUACCUGAGGCAGCGACACCAACUCCAGGCAACCAAGUUUCAGCGUUUGAGACUGCGCAGCACGAACAGCACACUGGGGAGCAUUACAUGGAUGAUCGAGAUCCCGCUCCAACAUCAGCGGACCCAACUACCGUGGUUGAGUCCGAGCAGCACGCUUCGCAAGUCGAGGAAAGUUCGAUGGCUGAUCGCGACGCCACUCCAACACCCGCGGAACCGAUGACAGUGGCUGAAUCCGAGCAGCCCGCUUCGCAAGCCGAGGACAAUUUGAUGGCCGAUCGGGACGCCACUCCAACACCCGCGGAACCGAUGACAGUGGCUGAAUUCGAGCAGCCCGCUUCGCAAGCCGAGGACAAUUUGAUGGCGGAUCGGGACGCCACUCCAACACCAGCGGAGCCAGUCCCUGUGGUUGAGUCCGAGCAGCAUGCUUCGCAAGUCGAGGACAGAUCGAUGGCCGAUCGCGACGUCACGCCAAUACUAGCUGAGCAAAUCCUCGCUGUUCAGUCUCAACAGCAUGCUUUGCAAGCCGAGGACAGCUUGAUGGCCGAUCGCGAUGCCACUCCAGCACCAGCGGAGUCAGUCCCUGUGGUUGAGUCCGAGCAGCAUGCUUCGCAAGUCGAGGACAGCUUGAUGGCCGAUCACGAUGUCACUCCAACACCAGCGGAGCUAAUCCUCGCUGUUCAGUCUCAGCAUGAAUCGCAAACUAAGAGUCAGACUGUAGCUGACCAAGCUGCUGAGACGACAGUGUCCGAGCAUGUGGUGAUCAGCCAAGUAGACGAGCUUGAAGGCAACCAAGAUUUUUCAAUGGGCGAGCCGGAAAGCCCGGAUAGAUCGAUCAUGGAAGAUGCUAACAAUAUGGUUGGCCAAGAGUCGGAACCGGUGGCCCCAGAAGAAAACCUGGAAGUGAUCAGUGCAAUGAACGCAGCACCUUCAGUGCUUGAGGCGCAUGCCAAGGUACCUGCUGAAAACACCUACGCCGCCGUCAAUCAAGGGGCAGAAGAAACGGACACAGGAGAACACCCGUCAUCAGUGAUUACAGCUAGGGAAGUUACUCUGGAAGAACAGAACGAGUUGAUUGUGGAAGACAUACAUGACACAGUCGGCCAGGAAGCCGAGGAUAUUGACUCAGCGGAGCACCUUCAACCCGUCGCUGCGGUGGACCAAGCAGGACCUAUGGCCGCGGGGGAACAAAGUCAAACUCAAUCCCACGGCACACCUGACCAAGAAAGCCAAGAUGUCGAUAUGACAGUAGAAAGUCAACAGUCGUCGAUUUUAAACACGCUAGAUCGUGAUGUCCAUGGAACUGCGCCAUUGGACUUAGCAGAACAGUCACAGGCCAUUCUUGCAGAGGACCAGGCUAGGUCUCCCGAACCAGAAGAGCAUAAUGAGUCGACGGGGCAGCACUUGCCAUAUAAUGCAGCAGGGGAGCUAAAUAACUCCGAGUCGGAAGAACAAGAUGCGCCGAUUAAUCAAGACACUUCCACGGUCGAUCACAGAAGUCGGGCCUCCGAAGAACGGGGAGAACACGACCAAUCGGUCAUCCAAGACAUCCAAGACUCAUUUGGUCAAGAAAAUGGAGCCAUGGACUCAGCAGGAACCCUGCAUUCUAUUGUUGCAGAGGAUGGGGUAGUGCCCGCCCAGCCGGAAGUGCAAGAGGCGCCCUUUGCUGGAGGCACCAAUGAUGUGCCUGCCCAAGAGGUGGAUGCAAUAAAUUUGGCUGAGCUAGACACUGUUGUUGCAGGAGAUAAAACAGUAUCUGCCAAGCAACCUCUGUUAGAACAAUCGGAGCCCUCGGACGCGGAGACUGAGAGCGCGGACGAAGAUCUGCAUUCAGCUCUUGCAGUGGAUGAAGCUGUAUCUGCCAGGCAACCUCUGGUAGAACAACCGGAGCCCUCGGACGCUGAAACUGAGAGCGCGGACGAGGCGCCGCGCUACCCCAUGGUUGCGGUCGAAGUGAGAUCCGUUGGAAAUGGUUCAGUUAAGUCAGAAGAGCUCUUCGAUGCUGAUGUGGAGAGCGAUGUUGAGCAGGUGCACUCUGUUCUUGUAGAAGAUGAAGCCAGCGCUGCCGACCUAGCUUUGCCAGAUCCAGCAGAGCACUCAGACAUUGAUAUGGAGAGCGAUACCGAGAUUCUGCCCUUUGUCCUGGCGAAGCACGCAGCCAGCUCGGCCGAACACGCUCUAGUAGAACCGGCCGAGCACUCAGAUAUUGUUAUGGAGAGCGAAGUAGAGCUGCUGCUCUUCGACGAUACAGACGACAAAGCUAGCUCAACCGAGCAGGCACCAGUAUCUCCAGAAAUACACUCCGAGAUCGAGACUGCGGGCCCAGCCGAUCCCAACGCGACGACCGAGUCCGAGUCCGAGGAGGACGAAGAAAACGAUGAUUCCAUUGGGGAACACCACGAGACCGCCAGCAUCGAACUAGGCGACGAACCGCCGUCCCCGCCGCCUACUACUCGACCGCCAGCGCAGCCCGAGACCGUAUCCGAGGCGGAGAGUGACACUGAUGAUGAUGAUGAGAUUAACGAGAAUUGGUUCCUGUCCCUCCGCCAUCUUCGUCCGACAGCACCGGUCUGGUCGGACGACCCCAACACCCCUUUCAAGCAGUGGGUUCGAGCCGACCAGGCGAUUCUGAGCGAGCGUGACCGCCGCGGCGGGGCCUACCUUCCUGUCGAUGCGAAAGGGGUGAUUCAACGACCGGGCUAUCGAUAACUUUUCAUUUCCGGGGACUUAUCUUCUACUUUUCUUUUCGGGGUCUAUCUCUUACUCAUCUUUUCCUUUCGGUGUACAUCAUUACGUGGGACUUAUUUGUUAUUCUGCUGAUAAAAAGCGGGCGACAUGAACUAGAUGAUUAUCCUCCGAUUCGAUGAGAGAGUUGAGAGCGGUUCAAGUUCGGAUAAGGAUCCAGGUUGAUGACUACUACAUAUUGUAUUCUAUCGAAAUGCUGCUGGUGCGCAUCGCAUAAUGAUAC
Messenger RNA from Aspergillus aculeatinus CBS 121060, 6199 nucleotides. RefSeq lists its product as uncharacterized. NCBI's taxonomy places the organism in Eukaryota, Fungi, Ascomycota, Eurotiomycetes, Eurotiales, Aspergillaceae. Bases 1 to 5940 code for a protein of 1979 amino acids. The transcript is spliced from 2 exons. The record is from RefSeq and is a predicted model, not a curated record.